Molecule: messenger RNA, 1662 nt
Organism: Cyphellophora europaea CBS 101466
Lineage: Eukaryota; Fungi; Ascomycota; Eurotiomycetes; Chaetothyriales; Cyphellophoraceae
Exons: 1
Coding region: 1-1662 (553 amino acids)
Biological process (GO): glycerophospholipid catabolic process
Cellular component (GO): cytosol
Molecular function (GO): A2-type glycerophospholipase activity
Source: RefSeq, a predicted model, not a curated record
AUGUUUUGUAGCCUCAUCGUAUGCGCUCUCCUUUUCACUGCGCGAACAUACUCGCUUCCAUCACUUCUCAGGCUGACGCCGUACGCACCGACUCCUGCCACAUGUCCUGCAUCAGGUCUAUCCAGAGAAGCUAAUGGCUUAUCGGCUCCAGAGGAGGAGUAUCGACGCUCGAGAUCGAUCGUUGCCAACAAGGCGUUGAUGGAUUACUUCCACCUGUUAAGCGACCACCUUGAGGAGCCCUUCGACCUGGCCAACAUCGAAUUUCCUGCUCUAGGUCUGGCCUCAAGCGGAGGAGGUAUCGGCUCGAUGCUGAAUGGUGCUGGUGCCAUCCAAGCCAUGGAUGCCCGCGACAAGACUGUCAGCGACAAGGGCAGCAACAUCAGUGGUCUCUACCAGGCAGUCACUUACCACAGUGGAACCUCGACUGGUGCGUGGCUUGUGGCUGCGUUGGCCGGCAACGAGGAUUCCACCAUUGGUUCACUGCUGUCGGACUUGUGGAUGGCCGGGUUUGAUGACCCUUCAUUCAUUCCCACAAUGCAGCAUAGGCUACCAGCCAUGUACGCGGCUUUCAACUUGGAUCUGGUUGCCAAAUCAACUGCUGGCUAUACACCUACCCUGGUCGACACGCUGGGUAGGGUCAUCGCAUCCCAUGUGCUGAAAGGUGAUGAAUCACAUCAGACGCUCUCUGGUAUCGCCAACUCAAGUGCAUUCCUGGAUCACCGCGGCCCAUUUCCCGUCAUCACCGCUCUCAAUGUUGAUCCAAGGAAGAACAUCAGUGGAUGCAUACAUGCCGACCUGCGUUCACCUCAAUAUGAAUUUCAUCCUUUCGAAUUCGGCUCGUGGGACUCUGGCAUCAGAAGCUUCAGUAAAACAGCCUUCAUGGGAUCUGAAACAAUGGCUGGAUUUGCACUCUCUCCCAACACUUGUAUUCAGGGGUUUGACAGCCUGGGUUUCCUCGUCGCUGCGUCCACUGGUCGAUUCAACGAUUACUGUUCUGCCAUACCAGCCUCGAACAGAUUCAUGGGCCAGCUUGGAAAUCUGUACAACGACAUCAUCGGGAUGACGGGGAUGGUACAUGGCCUGUCUCCCAGAGAUGAGUAUGCAAUCAUCCCCGGGCCGUUUGCAUCGACUACGAACAUGGGCAGCUUGUCUUUGGUAGAUGGUAGCCAAGGUGGCGAAUCUUUGCCCUUGUGGCCGCUGCUUGUUGAUGCACGCAAUAUUUCGGUGAUCAUUGCUCUAGACUUCUCAACAAGUGCACAAGACUUCUUACCGGAUGGUUCCUCCCUCUAUAAUACCUACCUUCGAGCGCAACAGCUGGGGGUUUGGCGGAUGCCUACCACCCCAAAGCCCAGCAGUCUCGCAGACGAAGGAUCGAUCAAAUCACCCAAGUUUUUCGGCUGUGACGACCCGGACAAGGCGUUGAUCAUCUACAUACCGAAUUCAGCACACAUCCUCGGGACCAAUGCUCCGGAUUGGCAGCUGCAGUUCGACAGUACCAUGAUCAACCAACUGAUCGAGAACGGCAAUCUUGUGGCUACGAUGAAGGGCCUGGAUCAGUGGCCGGUGUGUAUUGCAUGUGCCAUCUAUUCGAAGAGCAGCAACUCGAAUCGGAUGCCGUCAAUGUGUGUCGAGUGCUUCGGGCGUUUCUGCUGGCGGGGCUGA